CGGAAGAACGCUGCACGCGCACGCACGUUUUUCAACCACAGCUGUAAUGUAGUACACUGAAGUUUGAUGAUUUGAUAAUGAUGAUGGCCAGCACUGUUGGGAGGUUGUGUUUUAGUAAUAAAUGUAUUCUGGCCCCUAUGGUGCGGGUGGGCACUCUUCCCAUGAGACUGCUGGCGCUGGAUUAUGGAGCAGAUAUUGUGUACUGUGAGGAGCUGAUUGAUAUCAAAAUGGCUCAGUGUGAGAGAGUGGUGAAUGAUGUAUUGGAGACUGUUGACUUUAUCGCUCCAGAUGAGCGUGUGAUGUUUCGUACCUGCAGUAAAGAGAAGGACCGCGUCGUCUUUCAAAUGGGGACGGCUGAUCCAGACCGAGCUCUGGCUGUGGCCAAACUUGUAGAAAACGAUGUCGCGGCCGUUGAUGUAAAUAUGGGCUGUCCGAAGGAAUACUCUACAAAGGGAGGAAUGGGUUCGGCACUUCUCUCUGACCCAGAAAAAAUAGAAGCUAUUCUGAGCACUCUUGUGAAUGGAAUUUCAAAACCAGUAACGUGUAAAAUCCGGAUCCUCCCUACACUUGAGGAAACGGUUAAUUUAGUGAAGAGAAUUGAAAGAACAGGAGUGGCAGCUAUAGCGGUGCACGGCAGGAUGAAAGAGGAGAGACAACGCCAUCCGCUCCACUGUGAUUAUAUUCAGGCUGUAGCCGAAAGCGUGUCUAUACCUGUCAUUGCCAAUGGUGGCUCUUUGGACUUAGUGAAGACGUUUGAUGACAUCGAGGAUUUCCGGGUGGCUACAGGAGCGUCGUCUGUCAUGCUUGCCCGGGCGGCCAUGUGGAAUCCUUCUAUCUUCCGCCAGCAGGGGACGCUGUCUUUAGAGGCUGUUAUGGAGGAUUAUAUCAAAUAUGCCGUUCGAUAUGACAAUAACCCAUUCAACACCAAAUAUUGCUUAUGCCAGAUGCUCCGAGACAAAGUCGAGUCUCCAUUGGGAAAACAGUUGCAUGCAGCUCAGACCAUUGCAGAAAUCUGUGAGGUGUUUGGCAUGACUGACUUCUACAAUAAGACCGCGGCUGAACUGGAAGCUAGAAGAUCUUCCCUCCAGGCCGACAGUGAUCAAGCCUUGAAUCCGAAAGUGGAGGAUGAUGUCAUCACAAUGCCCAUCCGCUUUGAGAGACGAGAUUACCCACCUCAGAUCACACCGAAGAUGUACCUCCUGGAGUGGAGUCGAAAGGAAAAAAUUGAUCAACCGGUGUAUGAGACGGAGCAGCGAACCCAAGAUCGAGCGUUUCAGUCCACGGUUCUUCUGGCUGAUAAGAAGUACCGCUCUACGCUAUGGGAGAAGUCAAAGAAAUUCGCAGAGCAGGCAGCAGCUUUAGUAUGUUUGCGCACACUCGGCCUUCCAGAAGGUCGAAUAGGAGAGGAAAACAGCGGACUGGUGAACAAACGCAAGAGGGAUGACAAACCGUGUGCAACAGUGGAUGACAGUGAAUCAGCAGCACGAAAGAGACACAUCGCUGUAGCGCCGCUAGAAGAGGAAAAGGAAAUAAUAUGCAGGACAAAAGUUGUAAAUGGUGUUUGUGGUCAGACCUCACAUUAACCUUGGUUAGUCAUGAACUGUCUGAACUCACUACAAAGACAUCUCAUGCCAUCAAUACAUUAAAAAAGUAUUUUUGGACAUGACAGCACACUUAGUUUGUUUUUAGGGUUGUUCACUUGGACUGUUUCUUUGUCAUUUGCCAUUGUUGUCUUGACACACAACUGUUGUCUUUUAAAAUAGAUUUUUUUUGUUUUUUGUUGUAUGCCACUGUUUUAUGUGGCAAAACAACUAUCAUGGCUUCUUAUCUUUUUAAAUGAUUUAAUGCUUUUCAACCUUGCACCAAAAAGGGGCUGUGUAGAUUAAAUACAGGGAGUUUAAGAAAGUCAAAACAGAUGCCAUGAUGUUAUAAAACCAUUUAUUUAAUAUUUUUUUAUUAUUUCCAGCAUUAUUUGAAAUAAACUGUGUAUGCUAAUGA
Messenger RNA from Paramisgurnus dabryanus, 1998 nucleotides. RefSeq names its product dihydrouridine synthase 2 (gene dus2). Lineage: Eukaryota; Metazoa; Chordata; Actinopteri; Cypriniformes; Cobitidae. Gene Ontology annotation, biological process: tRNA dihydrouridine synthesis. The record is from RefSeq and is a predicted model, not a curated record. Gene Ontology annotation, cellular component: cytoplasm. Gene Ontology annotation, molecular function: tRNA binding; tRNA dihydrouridine synthase activity; flavin adenine dinucleotide binding.